Messenger RNA from Sorex fumeus (smoky shrew), 2559 nucleotides. Its product is annotated as protocadherin beta-5-like. The coding region runs from base 80 to 2467 and encodes 795 amino acids. The transcript has a single exon. Gene Ontology annotation, cellular component: plasma membrane. Gene Ontology annotation, molecular function: calcium ion binding. Gene Ontology annotation, biological process: homophilic cell-cell adhesion. Lineage: Eukaryota; Metazoa; Chordata; Mammalia; Eulipotyphla; Soricidae. The record is from RefSeq and is a predicted model, not a curated record.
UCAAGUUUAUUUAGCGAACCAUCUGGAUUGAUUGUAAACCGGAUAAGAGAAACUGCACGUCUCUGACGGAACCUGAAGGAUGGAGACUACGCUAGCCAAAACGUCAUGGAAAAGGCAAGUUAUCUUUCUUGUUAUAUUAUUGCUUUUGUGGGAGGCUGGCUCUGAAACGAUUAAGUAUUCCCUGCUAGAAGAAACAGAAAGUGGCUACUUUGUGGCCAAUCUGGCAAAAGAUCUUGGGCUCACUGUGUGGGAACUAGGCGCUCGGGGAGCGCGAAUCCAUUACAAAGGAAACAAACAGCUCUUGCAGCUCAAUACAAAGACAGGGGAUUUACUUCUAUACCAAAAACUAGACCGAGAGGUGCUGUGUGGAGAGAUGGAUCCCUGUAUUCUGCAUUUCCAAUUGCUACUGGAAAACCCUGUGCAGUUUUUUCAAGUUGAUCUGCAGCUCAUAGAUAUAAACGAUCAUUCUCCUGAGUUCCUAGAGAAAGAAAUGCUCCUAAAAAUUCCGGAAAGUGUCCUGCCAGGAACUGUGUUUCCUUUGAAAAUAGCUCAGGACAUCGACAUAGGUAACAAUACUAUUCAGAACUAUGCAAUAACUCCAAACUCCUAUUUUCAUGUUGUCACUCAUAAUCGCGGAGAUGGUAGAAAAUAUUCAGAACUGGUGCUAGACAAAGCGUUGGACCGGGAAGAGCUGCCGGAGCUCAGUUUAACGCUCACGGCAUUGGAUGGUGGGACUCCCCCCAGAUCAGGGACCACAGCACUCCGCAUUGAGGUCAUGGAUAUUAAUGACAAUGCCCCUGAGUUUCUACAGUCACUCUAUUCAGUACAAAUACCCGAGAACAGUCCUCUUAACUCCUUAAUUGUCACUGUGUCCGCCCAAGAUUUAGAUGCUGGAACAUAUGGAAAAGUAGCCUACUCUCUAUUCCAAGGUGAUGAUGCCACCCAACCCUUCGUAAUAGACAAUAUAACAGGAGAAAUUCGUUUGAGAAGGGCAUUGGAUUUCGAGACAACUAGAUACUAUAACUUGGAAAUUGAAGCCACAGAUGGUGGGGGUCUCACAGGAAAAUGUACUGUGGCAAUAGAGGUGCUGGAUGUGAAUGACAAUGCCCCAGAGCUGACCAUGUCCACACUCACCACAUCCACCCCAGAAAACUCACCAGAAACUGUAGUUGCUGUUUUUAGCGUUUCUGAUCAAGAUUCUGCGGACAACGGAAGGAUGGUUUGUUCCAUCACAGAUGAUCUCCCUUUUCUCUUGAAACCAACAUUCAAGAAUUUUUAUACACUAGUAACAGAGCGCCCGCUGGACCGAGAGAGCCAGGCAGAGUACAACAUCACCAUCACGGUGACAGACAUGGGCACCCCCAGGCUGCAAACAAAGCACACCAUCACAGUGCUAGUGUCCGACGUGAACGACAACGCCCCCGCCUUCAGCCAGCCCUCCUACACCCUGCUGGUGGGCGAGAACAACAGCCCCGCACUGCACAUAGGCAGCGUGAGCGCCACUGACCCGGACGCAGGUAGCAACGCCCAGGUGACCUACUCGCUGCUGCCUUCCCAAGACCCACAGCUGCCGCUCGCCUCGCUGGUGUCCAUCAACGCCGACAACGGGCAGCUGUUCGCGCUGCGCUCGCUGGACUUCGAGAUCAUGCGCGCCUUCGAGUUCGGCGUGGGCGCGUGGGACCGCGGCUCGCCCGCGCUCAGCAGCCAGGCGCGGGUGCGCGUGCUGGUGCUGGACCGCAAUGACAACGCGCCCUUCGUGCUGUACCCGCUGCAGAACGCGUCGGCGCCCUGCAGCGAGCUGGUGCCCAGGGCGGCAGAGGCGGGCUACCUGGUGACCAAGGUGGUGGCGGUGGACGGCGACUCGGGCCAGAACGCCUGGCUGUCUUUCCAGCUGCUCAAGGCCACGGAGCCCGGGCUCUUCAGCGUGUGGGCGCACAAUGGCGAGGUGCGCACUGCGCGGCCGCUCAGCGAGCGCGACGCGCCCAAGCACAGGCUGCUGGUGCUGGUCAGGGACAAUGGCGAGCCGCCACUGUCGGCCAGCGUCACGCUGCACGUGCUGCUGGUGGACGGCUUCUCGCAGCCCUUCCUGCCGCUGCCCGACGCGCCGCCCGACGCGCCUUCCGAUGACCGCCUCACAGUCUACCUGGUGGUGGCCUUGGCCUGCGUGUCGUCGCUCUUCCUUUUCUCCGUGCUGGCCUUCGUGACCGUGCGCCUGUGCAGGCGGGCCGGCCCGCCCGCUGGGGGCCCCUACCCGCUGCCCGACGCUCACUUCCCGGGACAUCUGCUGGACGUCAGUGGCGCUGGGACCCUGUCGCACAGCUAUCAGUAUGAGGUGUGUCUGGCGGGGGGCGCUGGCAUGAAUGAGUUCAAGUUCCUCAAGCCCAUUCUGCCCACCUUCCCGCCCCAGGACACUGGCGAAGCAGCAGAGGAAAACCCCACCUUUAGGAAUAGCUUUGGGUUCAAUUAGGAAUCUAACCAUGAUACGUGUUUUGGACAUUAUCUCUCAGUUUCCUCGAGAUUUUGUGAGAGUAUUAUGGGCAAAAAUUCCACCUAUAGAUA